Molecule: messenger RNA, 495 nt
Organism: Rhododendron vialii
Lineage: Eukaryota; Viridiplantae; Streptophyta; Magnoliopsida; Ericales; Ericaceae
Product: small polypeptide DEVIL 4-like
Exons: 1
Coding region: 119-265 (48 amino acids)
Biological process (GO): negative regulation of cell population proliferation
Source: RefSeq, a predicted model, not a curated record
UGAUCAGUAUUCCUCUAUAAAAAGGCCGACCGAUCCUUUACUUAGAAAAACGUCCCCUACUGCAGAGUACAACAUCUCUCUCUCUCUCUCUCUCUCUCUCUGAAAAGGGAAUCAAGGAAUGGAAGGGUCAAAGAAGAGGGUAUCAUGGAGCAGAAGAUCAAGAACAGGAGGAUCGUCGUCACUGGGAAGGUGUCUAAAGCAGCAAAGAGCAAGGCUUUACAUUAUGCGGAGAUGUGUUGUCAUGCUACUCUGCUGGCAUGACUAAACUCAGAUGAUCAACUUUUAUUAUUACUACGUACUACUUCUAUCUCUCGUUUUACUAAUUUUCAAAUUAACGGCGAGCGGAGCCGACCCGAGUUAAUUAAAGCUCGAGGUGCGGCCGUUUCGGCCCCCGGAAAAUUUGCGAAUUUAGAAUUCUGAUCUCUCUCUCUCCCACUCUCUCUAUUGUGUAAAUAGUAGUAGCAAUUAAUGAGAAAUGUUGAGUAUUUAGUGCUA